ACACACACACACACACACACACACACACACACACACAGAGGGGGAGGUUGGUUCCUGAUACCGAGACACGGAAAAGCAGGGGAGGGAGAAUUACAGAAAAAGACGAGCGUGGAGAGAGGGAGACAGCGAGCAGGGGAAUUACACUGACCGACACACACGCGUCUCCCCGCUGACUGCUGACAUUGUUGACGUGCUCACUCUCUCAAACCUGUCACGAGCGAAAUACUGGAGCUCCAAAGCAUCGACAUCGCGCUCCCCCCCAGAACUCAUGGGUUAACAGACUCUGUUCAGGAGAAGCAGCCACCUGUUAGUCCAAUGAAUAACCGGAAGGAAGACAUGGAGAUCACGUCGCACUACCGGCAGCUCCUGCGGGAGCUGAACGAGCAGCGGCAGCACGGCAUCCUGUGCGACGUGUGUUUGGUCGUGGAGGGCAAGAUCUUCAAAGCGCACAAGAACGUGUUGCUGGGCAGCAGUCGCUACUUCAAGACUCUUUACUGCCAGGUGAAGAAGGGCUCAGAGCAGCAGGCCACCAUCACGCACCUGGACAUCGUCACAGCUCAAGGCUUCAAGACCAUCAUUGACUUCAUGUACUCCGCCCACUUGGCGCUCACAAGCAAGAAUGUGAUCGAGGUGAUGUCGGCCGCCAGCUACCUGCAGAUGACCGACAUAGUGCAAGCGUGUCACGGCUUCAUCAAGGCAGCGCUAGACAUCAGCAUUCGCUCCGAGCUUGCAGAUGAACUUGCGGAUAUUGAGAUGGGCAAUGUGGUGAGCUCUAUGGGAGGCGGGGCUGGGCCCGGUGUGGGCGGAGCCUCAGAAGCACUGGCGUCCAUGAUCUCAGCCCGCAGUUCCUCGCCGUGGAUGGCCAGACGCACCAGCCCGGCAAACUCAUCUGGAGACUCAGCCAUCGCUAGCUGCCACGAAGGCGGUAGCAACUACGGCAAAGAAGACCAGGAACCCAAAAGCCAUGAGAGCCAGGAGGAUGCUUGUUUGCAGCCCUUGUGGCCUGCUGAUUACCGUUCUGUCCAGGUCAAAGAGGAGCAGGUCUCCCCCUCCAAUUUGCAAGAUGGGGCUGGCCGAGGAGCACAAGGCACGCCUGGGGAGCAAGGUGGACGAGGAGAGGGGGGCUGGCAACCCCCUGGCUCGGGCCGCAGGAAGAACCGCAAAAACAAGGACACGGUUAGGCACAUAACCCAACAGAAUGAAGGGGACAGUCGGACAGCGUCGCCGCUGCCAUCCAUGCUGUCCAAUCCAGGCUGGAGCUACGGCAACCAGGACAUUCCAGGUGCAGAAGUGACGGAACCCAACAUUUCCGACCGCCGUGGCGAGCGCAUGGACCUCCUGGUAAAGCAGGAGGAGGCCGCAGCGGGGGACGGCGGGUUUCUGUCCGGGGAGCGGGAUGAAGCCGUGGCCCAGGAGAGAGCGGGCUCGGUGGCCAACCUGCGAGCCGCCCUCAUGAGCAAGAACAGCUUGUUGUCUCUGGGGGCAGAGAUGCUUGGAGAGGAGAACCAACUUCUGUUCGACUACCUGCCCAAGGGAGGACACACUCUCUCCCGGCCUCGUUGCUCCAAUGGCAGCAGCAGCUCCCACCAUCCAGGAGCCCUGUUUGGUAGCAAACACGGGGCAUCUACAUCUCCUCCGUCUACUCUUCCUCCUCUUCCUCUUCUACUGCUGCCUCCGCCAUCCGUGCCACGGCCCCCAGGGGCCCUCGGUAUGCCACAGUCUGGGGCCCCCCCAGACAAGCUCUAUGCGGAACGGGCCCUGAAGGCCUCACCCACUGAGGAGGAAAUGCAAGAAGAAGACAAUAAUCCAAAUAACAAUGCAGGGCUGGAGCGUGUCCAGGUUCCUGUAGAGGAAGAUCAGAUGGUGGAGGAGAAGCAUGGAGUGUGUGUGGCGGAGGUGCAGGGCGGAGGGCCGGGCUGGCGGCAGGAGCUUGCCUGCUCUCUGUGUAAGCAACUGUUUAGCAGCCUGCUUCAACUGAGACAGCACGAAUACAGCCACACGCUCUCGCUCAUGGCCCUCUCGCUGGACUGCCUCGACCACCAUCGCCCCCUAGUGGUCCCGUCUCCUCUCAACCCUCCGCCAGCGCGCUACCAUUGCUCGCAGUGUCCCGCCAGCUUCACCCUCAAGUCCAACGCUGACCGCCAUGAGAAGACCAUCCACCUCAAACGGAAGCUGAUGCAGUGCAUGUACUGCCUCAAGCACUUCCGCGACCGAACGGACCUGAACCGCCACCUGUCGUCCGUGCAUUCCAGCGAGCGCAUCUACACGUGUCCCGCUUGCUCCCGAACCUUCAGCACGCAGAAAAACCUGGCUACCCAUGGCAAGGUCUGCUGUCAGUCGGGAAUCUCUCCCACCGAGCAGCUGUGGGACCUGCAUGGCUUAAAGGAAGAUGACCAUAUCCGUAUAGUCGAUUGAUUCUCCAAACCAGCAACAUUUAUUACUUCAUUACAAAGGGAAUGUGAUACAAACUUCAGGUCAUCCCAAAUCAGGCCUUCCCCCAACUUUUGGUCACAGCACUGUUGACAUUUCUACACUUCUUUUUAAUGUACAUCAGAUUUGUAUGUUCUUCAAAUACCUAAACCGUCAGGUUUUUUUUAUGACUACUGCAUAUGUCUGCUGAGGCACAAAUGCUAUGCAAAAUAAAGACAUUUUAUGUAAUUUCUCGUCGCUUAUAGAGCUGUCUGCUUUUUGUACCACGCAGGAUUUUAUUCAAGGUUUUACUGAAGACUGGCGAACAUAGAGAUCUCGGUGCAUUGGAUGCAAAUGCUUUUUCAUUCUGGGUGGCUUUGCACCCCUCUCUUUACCAGCGAACUAAUCUUAUUAUGCUUAGAUAGACUCAGGCGCAGGGGUCUCUGUAACUCACCGAGUAGUGAAUUCAGCUGUUAAACCUGUGCACAAUGCUGCCCUCUGCAGGAGAAUCUCUCUCUCUUGUAUUCUACACUUGAGUGUGACAAGAUGAUUAGGGAUGAGGAAGAUUAAGCAAUGUCCUAAAUCUUUCAGCAAGCUACGUUGUCUUCAAAUGUAUGUGUGUGUGUGUGUGUGUGUGUGAGAGAGAGAGAGAGUGCAUCAAAUCAUGUCAGUAAUUAGCUCUUCUCGGCUCUCACCCAUGCUGACCCUAAAUCGCACUGAUAAAGGAGAUGUGAGAGGAAAAGACGUAAGUCCUUUAAAGUUGUGACCGGUCCUUGUGUGACCUCACACUACCCUCCAAACCUGACUGUAACAGCCAGUAGCAAAGUAAAAGAGGAUUGAAGGUGUUUCUGGACCCCUGCUAGCAGAGAUGGAUCUAAAUUAUAGUUGUGUUUUUAUAUGUCUAAUGUUAAAUCUCAUGGAGUUCCCAUUUUUGGGUUAUUGUUGAAGAUGGAAGUGUCAAAAGUGAAUUAAGAUCUUUUUUUAAUCUUGAAAGUUAGCUGUGUCAUUGAGUGGUCAGACCACAAAUGUAUUAACAAGCAGUCUACACUUGUAGUAAUACCUGGAGGAGACGUUAUGUUAAUUGCGAUUUUCACACAACAUAUGUCAUACAGUUAUGACAAGUUCAUUAGUGUAUCAGUGGGUGCUUACACACUAGAGGAAGAUCUGAUGGAGCGUUCGGUGGAUAAGGCAUGUGUUAGAUCCAUUUUGAGAGUGUGGAAGAGGUUGAAAUCGAGUGAAAAUACAGGGAAUGGAUUUCUGAAACUCGACUCACCUCUCUAAGAAUCUCUGCUAUUGGUCAACAAAUGCAUGUCGGUGCACACUGCAGCAGAAGUAGUCAGCGUUUUCGCAACUUUCAAGUGUUAUUCUUUUGUCCUCUUUGAAAUCAAUGGAUUUGCAAUGUUGCAGUAAAUCAGUUGUGGCAGAAACUGUGAAUGUGUCGGCAUUCUAACCGACACCGCAGUGAAAAAAAAAAGUGGAUUGUCACACUAGAACCACCUAAAAUUACCCAUAAGUCUUAUACCCAAGUAUGCAAAAGGCCUCUUUUUUUCACAGUUUUUUCUCUCAGAAAAUAAGUUGUUUGUCUGGUGUCUUUGUAAAGAUCUUGAAGGCUUCAAAGACUUUUUCGCAUAGACUAUCCAAUCUGUGUAUCAUAUGUAAAGCUUUGUUGUGUCAAACAAAAUAUCUGCUUGGAACAAUUUCCAAGUUACAAAAUGAAAGCAUGACAGUUAUCUUUCAAACUGUUAAGUGUGUUGCUGCACUGAAUGUUGGGUGAAUUAUGAAAGGAAUCACUGUUUAUCGCCUAUGCAAAGAGAGAGAGAGAGAGAGAUUUGCACUGAAGUUUUCAAGGACAUAGCACUUUCUCCUCAGGAAACGAAAGGACUGAUGCACUCUGAUAUUGUCUGAAGAGGUUUAAAUGGUGGGUGUAAAAACGCAUCAGAAAUCUCAGUCACAGCUGUUUUGAAUUGCACUAUUUUUUAUGACUGAAAUGAAAAAAAAAUCCUUUAGAUUAAACCACAGAUUUCUGUAAAUUAUGUAUUUUGGAACAGUACUAUUGUGUAACUGGUUGGAUGUGAUUUUUUAGACAAUAAAUUUUGACAUAAAGCAUCAUGAAAACU
This is a messenger RNA of Sinocyclocheilus rhinocerous, 4526 nucleotides long. RefSeq names its product zinc finger and BTB domain-containing protein 46-like. Bases 316 to 2415 code for a protein of 699 amino acids. Gene Ontology annotation, biological process: regulation of transcription by RNA polymerase II. Gene Ontology annotation, molecular function: RNA polymerase II cis-regulatory region sequence-specific DNA binding; DNA-binding transcription factor activity, RNA polymerase II-specific; protein binding. Lineage: Eukaryota; Metazoa; Chordata; Actinopteri; Cypriniformes; Cyprinidae. The record is from RefSeq and is a predicted model, not a curated record. The transcript is spliced from 6 exons.